Cephus cinctus (wheat stem sawfly) is the source of this 5664-nucleotide messenger RNA. It is a transcript of the gene fz2, whose product is annotated as frizzled-2. Gene Ontology annotation, molecular function: Wnt-protein binding; Wnt receptor activity. The record is from RefSeq and is a predicted model, not a curated record. Gene Ontology annotation, cellular component: plasma membrane. Lineage: Eukaryota; Metazoa; Arthropoda; Insecta; Hymenoptera; Cephidae. The transcript has 3 exons. Gene Ontology annotation, biological process: canonical Wnt signaling pathway; non-canonical Wnt signaling pathway. The coding region runs from base 533 to 2614 and encodes 693 amino acids.
ACGUCGCGCCACCGACUCGACGGCAGCUUCAGUGCGCUCCCGUCCACCGUUUGGGGAGGAUUGCUUCGCGUCCCGGUGCAACGCACGUGUCGAAACCUCCCCGAGUACAAUUCAUUCUCGAGACAUAACCAAAAUAUUUAAAGCCGGUGCGCGGAUGCUGACUCACGACGAUACGUUUAUGGAGCUGAUUUAGUGCGUGUGUAUCUUGUACGGGCGUUUGUGCACAGAAAAAAAAAAGACUCGCGGUAGCUCCGGCCCUGUUUGUUAUUCUGUUUAACCGAGCACGUGAUAAUGGAUUAAUUUGCUGGGGUUGAACAGCUGCAGCAGGCCUACACUAAAUUAAGGUAGACCCACGACCCGACCCACGACCCGACCCACCUACACCCGGCUGCCUAUCUGGCUGAUCGUCAACCUCCCAGAGACGACCCAUCGCGUCUGGUCCUGAUUAGUCGACUCCUGGAGCGGAUGAAGCAUCUCGUGCAAAAGCCGGAGUGAUGCUAGCAAGACGAGCCUGAAUAAAAGGUCCUUCGCCAUGGGCCCAGAUCGACGGACAAGAGUGUUCCUCGUGCUGCUCUCGCUGCUGCCUCACGUCCUGCAGGAUGUACACUCGGAGUCGGCAGUGGGUCCAGCCAAUAGCGUGGGUCCUGCGUCCAGUCCUGUCGGUGGACCGUUGGGGUCGUCCGUGACGGGAAUAUCAGGAGUAGGCUUGGGUCCUAGUUCUCCGGGCAUCAGCAACGGUGCCAUAGGAGGAGGCAGUAGGUCUAGCACUGGAUCAUCAGCUGUCCCUGGACCCAGUGGAGCUGGCGGCGGAACUGGCGCCACCGGAGGCAUUGGACGGUGCGAAGAGAUCACUAUACCGAUGUGUCGUGGGAUUGGGUACAACCUGACCUCCAUGCCCAACGAACUGAAUCACGACAGUCAGGAUGAGGCUGGUCUGGAGGCUCAUCAGUUUUGGCCCCUGGUCGAGAUCAAGUGUUCGUCGGACCUCAAGUUCUUCCUCUGCUCCAUGUACACGCCGAUAUGUCUACCCGAGUACAGCAAACCUCUGCCGGCCUGUCGCAGCGUCUGCGAGAGGGCCAGAGCUGGCUGCGCACCCGUGAUGCAACAGUACGGAUUCUCCUGGCCGGAGAGGAUGGCCUGCGAGCGACUGCCCAGACACGAGGACCCCGACAACCUCUGCAUGGAGCAGGACAAUCGUACCAGCAGCAGUGGAGGAGCCCCGAGCAGCCCACCCCUACCUGCGCCACCGAGACCGACGCGCCCUUCGAAACCUACGCAGCCGCCUAGAUGUAAGCCUGGAAAAAACCAAAAAAACUGCCAACAUCCCCCAGGGGAAAGGGCGAGGGACUGCGCCUGCAGAUGCAGGGCGCCCCUCGUGAACCUGGGGGCAAACGGGACUCUCGACAUGGCCGCCGGGGGAAUGGCGGGUCUGGAGGUACAUCAGUACAUUGCCGGGGUGCCGGAUUGCGCCCUACCGUGUCACGGCGCGUUCCUCACCCCCGAAGAACGAGGAUUCGCGGCCGUGUGGCUAGCCCUGUGGAGCGGUCUCUGCGCCGCAAGCACGCUCAUGACCGUCAUCACCUUCCUCAUAGACACCCAACGCUUCAAGUACCCUGAGAGACCCAUAGUCUUCCUUUCGGCGUGCUACUUCGUCGUGUCCCUGGGAUACCUGGCGAGGAGCGUCCUGGGCCACGAGGAGAUCGCCUGCAACGACCUGGCCCUGCGCUCGGGAGCACAGGGACCAGGAGUCUGCGUCAUGGUCUUCCUCAUGAUAUACUUCUUCGGCAUGGCCUCAUCGGUCUGGUGGGUCAUCCUGGCGUUCACCUGGUUCCUGGCAGCAGGACUGAAGUGGGGCAACGAAGCCAUAGCAUCCUACUCUCAGUACUUCCAUCUGGCAGCGUGGUUGGCACCCACGGCCCAGACAGUCUGGGCGCUGUUGGCCGGCGGAGUCGCGGGGGACCCAGUGGCUGGGGUCUGCACAGUGGCACCGGAAGGCGUGCGGACCUUCAUCCUCGCGCCACUGCUAGUCUACCUUCUGCUUGGUACGAGCUUCCUUCUAGCUGGCUUCGUGAGCCUCUUCAGGAUCCGUUCGGUGAUAAAGCGUCAACCGGGUGCCAAGGCCGACAAGCUCGAGAAGCUGAUGAUCAGGAUCGGGGUAUUCUCAGUGCUGUACACGGUACCAGCGAGCGCCGUCCUGGCCUGUCACCUCUACGAGUCGACCCUGAGGGACGAGUGGCUAGGGUCCCUGGCCUGUCCCUGCCGACCACGUGCACGACCCGUCUACUCCGUCCUGAUGCUGAAAUACUUCAUGGCCCUGGCGGUCGGUAUAACGUCAGGCGUCUGGAUCUGGAGCGGGAAGACCCUGGACUCCUGGAGGAGGCUCUGGCGGCGUCUAUUCGGCGGCGGCGCCGGCGCCGGCGUCGGAGGAGGCGCUGGCGUCGGAGGGGUAGGAAGCACCGGCAUAAAGGGCGUCAUCGGACGUUCGGCAGGACCACAGUACCCGCCGCCACCGGGGGUCGCCAGCGCCCUUCUUCCACCGGGUAGCGUCACCAGCGCGUCUCAGCACCACCUCCACCACCACGUUCUCAAGCAACCGCCGCUCUCGCAUGUAUGACGUCACCAGUCGGCGGGAGGCGACAUGAGCACCGCUGGUUGCGAGCCGCAGCAGCAACAGCAGGAGAGGCCUUCCGCCCUCAGCAACUACGGGCCCAUUUAGCCCUUCGCCUCGGCCUCGAGAAGGCACACACCGCACGCGGCCCCGCACACGGCACCGCACACGCCGCAUUCCGCGGCCACGAUUUACUCGAGACGUUCGCUGGCAUCGACUACGGGACCUUUGACCCCGGCGCACGGACUCGCACCUUCGUACACACAGGCCACCGAAGUCUGAACCCGAGCGAUCGUGUCACCUUAGCGCGUGCCGCGCCUCCUUCUUAAUAUUCUCAUUCAGCCCCAUCGCGUCCCUUCUUCUUCCACCCCCUGAUUCCUCAUCUCGCGAGCCGCGCUUGUACAUUGACAUAGGAAGAAGGAGACGAAAGGGGGACUGCCAGUGCGAUGGCCACGAGGAAGACUGAUCGACCGAACCUCAGAGUUUUCGAAACCCUCGGAGCUUUCGCCAAAAUUCUUCGACCCCAAGUAAUAUCGAUAUCUAGGAUACGAGGUCGUCCUGAUAAGCUCAAAACUUGAACCCCCGACACGCGGGGGGGCCUGACCUUACUCUCUCAUAUUCGAAUGGAGUUCCAGCGAGUGUUCGCUUGACCGAUAUACGUAUUUUGCACCGCGUGCGUGUCUUUUCCAAAUUGAGUAUCGGACCGCCGUUAGUUUUAAGACUCGUGCAGCCACGGGAAUUCGUUAUGUAACAUACAUGUAUCCAGUGUGUCUCCCCGCGCGGAACCUUGCGGUUCGCGGAGAUUAUUGUCGUUCUUAUCAUUUCUCAUUUAUUCAUUUUCUUUGUAAAGGGGGGUCAGGGGGCAACUAGUCGCGGUUUGAUACUCCCUCCGCACGUCUCUCCCUUCUCACUGCCACUCUCAUUACUCUCCUUCCGAUCUACACUUGGUCCUCGUAUCCUUCCAAUUUCCUAUCUCCGCAUCUCUCGUAACUAUUGCACUCCACUCCAGUGUACCCUAGUAGCGAUUCGCUCUUGAUUCGCUGCGCUCUCGUAUCUCCUUGCGAACGGGUGUAAAGCCUCGUCCGCAUGUCCGUCUAAUGUGUAUCGUCUCGUCUAUUUAUCUCUAGCCUAGCUCUAACGAAUAACUGUAGUAAUAAUAAUAAUAACGAUUAGCGAUCGCACAGCGCGAUGGUCCGCUUCCGGUAGCCUAGAUUUUUCAUAGGAACUUUUUAUACGACCUCGUCCUUGAAUCCUGACCGAGGAGAAGAUUGGGAAGAUUUCAAAAAUCACAAUAACAGUAAGUGCGACGGGCUUGAAGUUUUUGGAAAUUUUACAAUUCUCGUGCGGUUCCACUUCCUUUUAGGGCCGCGACACUCUCUUCGCUACCCUUGUACUUUCUCCUCGGGCAUUCAGUCCUUUCUUCUCUCUCUCUCUCUCUCUCUAUCUUUCACGUCUCUCAAGCACUUUGUCCCUUUUCUUUUCUCGAAUGCCUACACUUGCCGAAGGAUUCUUCGAGGAUGAACGAUUUGCCUGUAACUUGAAAGUACUCCGACCGGAAGUGGACCACGGGAAGCGCGUCUAGAACGAGAGGGGUGUAUAUGAUAGAGAUUAAUGAAACGAAGGAAGAAGAAAUAAAACAAAGUACUGGUGUAAAUAUGAAAAUUAGACGAUAGGCUAAUUGUAAAUAAAUUAUCGUCAAGACUAAAAUGAACGUGAAAUCGGCACGAACGAAGUAGAUUCUAGGAUGUACAGAGGACGAUUGCUGCGGACGCGAUUUCUCAUAUUCGGAUUGAAGCGCGACAGUGAGAGGGAGGUCAAAAAGAAAGGAAAGAAAAAGUAAUGGCAGGCACGCGCGAUACGAGGGAAAAUUAAAAGAGGAAUAGAAAAACAAACGUCCGUUUCGAAGGCAAGUGGGGCGAAGAAGCAUGUACAUUUUGUAAUGCAGCUUUUUCCCCCACGUUUUACCAACAGUCGUAGAACAGACAGCGCCGAAAGUCGUUCCACGUAUUUCCACUCUGUAUGUAUCGCGAAACGGUCUGAGCCGUGCCAUUCUUCAAAUACGUAAUGUUUUUUGGAAAAAAAAUUUCGGAAUUCCCCCACUUCCAUAUAUUAGCAUCCGACUCCGUGCAGUUGUGAACCCGAUACGAUAACGUGGAAUACCGUGUGUCUUGCACGUGCUAACUGCAUUCUUGCCACGAGCGGAUGUGCGAUUACGUGUCCAAAGAGUGUAUAGAGCGAGAGAGAGAGAGAGAGAUAAGAAACAAAGGAGAAGGAUGAGAGUGAAAGACAAGGAGAGAGAGACGGAGGAUGAGGAGUAAUUGAUUAAGCGAAGGACGUAUCGAAUGAAAGUUAAUGGAGCGAAUUAAUGAAAUGCGUGAAAAUGAAGUUUCUUUUUCGUACGAAUGCACUGAGAUACGAAGCGAGGAAUAUUUCAUUAAUUAAUAUUCCACGUCAGAUCCCGUUUUCUACCCGCGACGCCCAAAACGUAUGAAUGGAUGGAUACGUUGCUCGUCUUUGUUCUUUCGUCCGUUUGAUCCAAGACUAGAUAACAAAGGCAAGAGAUGAUAAUGAGCGAGUGAAAAAAAAAUAAACAAGAAUUCCAAGUCGUAUCUCACUUGGCGAUCCUCGCAUUACGAGAGACCCAGAGACGAUGGACAAAAUAAUCAACUGUGAAGCCGUCACUACCGUAAUAAAGAAAAAGGAGGAUUUCUUGAGUGAACGAGGUAAAUGGAAAAGGAUUGACACGUGAUAUAAAGAAUUUAAAAAAAAAAAACAAGUAUCCAAUACAUACCUACCUACGUGUCUAAGUCCACAGUCUAAAGUAGUUCUAAGUACCGCGAUAUCAGAUACAUAAAUAUACAUAAUAUACAUAAAUAUAGCAAACAGCGUCUCGACGCCCGGCGUCGCCCUACCGGCAUCUGCGUUUCUGUCUCGUUAACGCGUCUCCGCGAACGAACCACGUUCUUCUUUCUCCAGCGGGCAAAUUAUAUUUGGCUAUAGGCGGGACAAAGACAAAGAUGGCUUCAUCGUCUUCUGACGGAUAUUCAAGAAAAUUC